GUGCCCGCCAAGUUAUUUUCCAAUAGCUAUUUUGACGUGCCUGAUUUCAUCGUCAUCGAUUGCCCGGCCCGAGAAAGAUAGCGGCCCCGCCCUCAAUCAAUCUAAUAAUUACGAGUUACUUUCACAAAUACGAUUUCAUCCGGGUCGCAGACCGCCAGCCUCUUUUUCACCUUUCUACCUCCUCCUUUGUAGAUAGCAACUUCGAAACAGCUGCAAGCUUCCGUAAUCGGCGCCACCUGAUCCUCCCACCAACCUCAGCGCAAAAGUUCCGGAAAACAAGGGAAACACCAACAAGAAGCUGGGCGAACAUGGGCAAACAAUCUAAUCUCUAUAGUUUCCCUACGGUCGACGACGUCGCCGCGCACCUUCGGACCUAUAUCCUCUCCUAUCAAAAGGCGGCUUUCCAAUGUCACGACGCUUUCAAAGUCGCCGUCUCCGGAGGCAGUCUUCUGGCUACUCUCGCGAAAGCGCUGCUAGUCGCAGGCGCAAACGAAGACCCCUCGUCCUCACCGCAAUUCUCUAAAUGGGAAAUCUUCUUCGCCGACGAGCGCGCGGUGCCCCUCGACCACGAAGAUAGCGACUACGGCCUAUUGAAGCAAGACCUACUAGACAAAAUCCCCUAA
Messenger RNA from Exophiala viscosa, 623 nucleotides. RefSeq lists its product as uncharacterized. Bases 309 to 623 code for a protein of 104 amino acids. Gene Ontology annotation, biological process: carbohydrate metabolic process. The transcript has a single exon. The record is from RefSeq and is a predicted model, not a curated record. NCBI's taxonomy places the organism in Eukaryota, Fungi, Ascomycota, Eurotiomycetes, Chaetothyriales, Herpotrichiellaceae.